Messenger RNA from Octopus sinensis (East Asian common octopus), 870 nucleotides. RefSeq lists its product as uncharacterized. Lineage: Eukaryota; Metazoa; Mollusca; Cephalopoda; Octopoda; Octopodidae. The record is from RefSeq and is a predicted model, not a curated record. The annotation marks the transcript as partial. The transcript has 3 exons.
AUGGAUAUUGAAUCUGAAAUGGAGCUUGUUGCAAAAACAUUGCACAACUAUUCUCACAGAGGAGUGAAUAAAAUUGAAUAUCAGUUUCGACAAAGCUACUUUGCUGUAAAGAAUGACAUAAUCAGAAAAAAUGCGUAUUCUAACAGUAAUUUUGAUCCUGAACAGCGAGCAACUCAGUAUUGCAUAGAACAAGGAGAAUGUCCAGAGAAUUAUGAUGUGAGGGUUAACGAACAGAAUGCCGAACGAAGAGAUCAUCGCCGAAAUGAUAGGAAUGAUAGAAAUGACCGAAAAGAUCAUCACCGAAAUGAUAGAAGUGAUAGAGACGACCGAAGAGAUCAUCAUCAAAAUGAUAGAAGUGAUAGAGAUGACCGACGAGAUCAUCGUCGAAAUGAUAGGAAUGACAGAAAUGACCGGAGAGAUCAUCACAGAAAUGAUAAAAGUCAUAGAGACGACCGAAGAGAUCAUCAUCAAAAUGAUAGAAGCGAUAGAGACGACCGAAGAGAUUAUCGUCGAAAUGAUAGGAAUGACAGAAAUGACCGAAGAGAUCAUUACCGAAAUGAUAGAAGUGAUAGAGACGACCGAAGAGAUCAUCAUCAAAAUGAUAGAAGUGAUAGAGAUGACCGACGAGAUCAUCGUCGAAAUGAUAGGAAUGACAGAAAUGACCGAAGAGAUCAUUACCGAAAUGAUAGAAGUGGUAGAGAUGACAGAAGAGAUCAUCGUCGAAAUGAUAGGAAUGACAGAAAUGACCGAAGAGAUCAUCGCCGAAAUGAUAGGAAUGAUAGAGACGACCGAAAGGAUCGAAACCACAAUGAAAAUAAUGAAUUCCUCACUUGCAAUUACUGCAUAACUAAUAAAAUUAAAGGGCUUGAG